Molecule: messenger RNA, 864 nt
Organism: Hyla sarda
Lineage: Eukaryota; Metazoa; Chordata; Amphibia; Anura; Hylidae
Product: receptor-transporting protein 3-like
Exons: 3
Coding region: 60-590 (176 amino acids)
Biological process (GO): protein targeting to membrane; protein insertion into membrane
Molecular function (GO): olfactory receptor binding
Source: RefSeq, a predicted model, not a curated record
AUAAAAGAGACGCCACAUAGAAUUGGAAUCCUGUGAGGCAGCAUCACUCAUUUGGAGCAAUGGCUGGAAUAUCAUCUGGAAAUAUCUGGAUUGAUACAUUUUAUAGCCUGCAGAAGAAAGAUUUAGAAGAAAUAUAUAGAAAAAGGUGGAUUCUGCAGUUCAGCUACAGUCUAGAGGACAAUUUAACUGAAGAACAGAAAAAGAAAGGGUGGAAGAUUUCACAAACCACAAAGUUUGCCUGUUUCACCUGCUCGAAAUGUUCUCAUUUUUGGAACUCCAGUCGAGUUUCACUUAUCUUUCACUACUCUCUUGGAAAAACCAAGACAGGCACAGUCCUUCUACGCCCCUUUGGGCAGAUGUGUCGGCAAUGCGACUAUGACAACUUUAUCAAUCCCAAAUUUAAGGAGGAAAAUGUCAAAGUAAUCCUGGAAAAUCUCAUUUUAAAAAUCAGGAAAAACUGUUAUAGGGAGAAGAUUGACAGUGAUAUCCAAGAUAGAAAGUAUCCUAAAAUAAGGACCAAACCUCACGAGAAGGAUCUGUGUGAAGAUUGUAUUGAAGGUGUAUGUAACAAAGACAAUGAUGUUUUAUAAAUGUAGAUAUCAUUACUUCCAGCGAUACAACCUGCAAAUCACUGGCACCAUUUUGAUCAUGUCUAUAAUUACCGUAUAUACUCGAGUAUAAGCCGACCCGAAUAUAAGCCGAGGCCCCUAAUUUCACCCCAAAAACCCUGGAAAAGUUAUUGACUCGACUAUAAGCCUAGGGUGGGAAAUACAUCAUCCCCCCAUGUCAUCAUCCAGACCCCUGUCAUUAACAACCCCGUCAUCAUCACCCUGUCACCAUUCCCCCUUCAUCAUCACCCCGUCA